Messenger RNA from Lottia gigantea (owl limpet), 739 nucleotides. RefSeq lists its product as hypothetical. Bases 29 to 739 code for a protein of 236 amino acids. The transcript is spliced from 4 exons. The record is from RefSeq and is a predicted model, not a curated record. NCBI's taxonomy places the organism in Eukaryota, Metazoa, Mollusca, Gastropoda, Lottiidae.
GAGUCUUGGUAUUGCAAACGUUAGAACCAUGAAGAACCUAUUAUGCUUCGUAGUGUUGUUGUCCGUAACAGCAAUAAAUCUCAUUGAUGCUGCUUGCUUAAAGUUUCCUAAUGUUACAAACGCUCAGUUCAAUGAAAACUGUGGAGAUGUACUAUUGACCUGUGAAAAGGGAUACACAAUGCAACUAGGUAUGGAAUGUGUAGAUGGAGAAUGGAAAUAUCAAGAACCAUUCUGUAAACCCCCAGAAUGUUAUUUCGAAUAUACAAAUAAUACAUACAUAGAUCCUUACUAUUUCAAUGCUACAGAAGUUAUGAACAUGACGGAAUGUGAUGAAAUCUGUAGAAACAACACCCACUGUAGCUUUAGUAAAUUGGAUGAAUGCUACGAAUAUAGAAAUAACAUAAUAUUACAUCCUAUAUCCUUUGUUGAGAUAAUAAAUAUCAAGAACCAGAAGGAAUGUGAUGAAGAAUGUAAGAACAAUACCCGAUGCAGCACAGCAAGAGCGGAUUCUAGGUUUUGUGCUCUAUUUUCAACACCACUCAUCUCGAUAUCUGUGUUUACAGAUCUGAAUCAAUGUAUAGAAAAGUGUAACCAAAUGAAUGAAUGUUUACUGUUGAGUUAUUUGGGAAAUAAGGGAGAUUGUUUUAUAUAUAACGUAACCCUUCACAACAUACCUGAAACUUUCCGUAGAGGCCCAUCAGAUGGCGAUACUAUAGCAGAAAAAUAUAUCUGUAAUUAA